AACACAUUGGCUUGUGGGCGGAGUUUCAGGCGUCACGCCACAGCAGCCACCGCUCACGCGCAGCACUGCGGAUACUGUGAGCCGACACGGCACGGGUGGUGAAAUUCGGUCCGUCUCAGAGCCGUGCAGCGGUCAUCAUGGCUCUCUAUGACUAUGUCACCCAAGAGCAACUCUCAGGUUUUGAUAAGUAUAAGUACAGUGCAGUGGACUCCAACCCCCUCUCUAUCUACGUCAUGCACCCUUUCUGGAACUCAGUGGUAAAGGUUUUGCCUACAUGGAUUGCCCCAAACCUCAUCACAUUUACAGGGUUCAUGUUCCUGGUACUAACCUUCACCAUGCUGUCCUUCUUCGACUUUGACUUUUAUGCCUCAGGGAAAGGCUAUACACAUGUGCCAAGUUUGGUAUGGAUAGCUGCUGGUUUGUUCAACUUUCUGGCCUAUACCUUAGAUGGUGUGGACGGAAAACAGGCUCGCAGAACAAACUCCAGCACUCCACUGGGUGAACUAUUUGACCACGGCCUGGACAGCUGGGCAUGUGUGUUCUUCGUCGCUACAGUGUACUCUGUCUUUGGACGUGGUGAUACGGGCGUCAGUGUGGUGACCCUGUAUUAUCUGUUAUGGGUUGUCCUGUUUUCCUUCAUACUGUCUCACUGGGAGAAGUACAACACUGGAAUUCUGUUCCUGCCCUGGGGCUACGACAUCAGUCAAGUGACUAUCUCUAUCGUGUACUUUAUAACAGCGCUGGUUGGCGUGGAAACCUGGUACAAACCCGUUAUUUGGAAUAUUUAUUACAGAGAUUUCUUCACUGUUAUGAUUGUCGGUUGUUUAUUUGUUGUAACUUUGCCAAUGAGCCUCUACAAUGUCUUUAAGGCGUACCGGAAUAACACCCUGAAGCACAGUUCGGUGUAUGAGGCCUUGUUGCCGUUUUUCUCUCCCGUCGUCUUGUUUGUGCUGUCUACACUGUGGAUCAGCUUUUCUCCUACAGACAUUGUCCAGCGGCAACCCAGAAUCUUUUAUCUCAUGGUGGGAACAGCCUUCUCCAACGUUACUUGCAAGCUCAUUGUAUGCCAGAUGAGCAAUACACGAUGCAAGCCAUUGAGUUUGUUGUUGUUGCCGAUGACAGCUGUGGUGUUGCUAGUGAUAUCUGGGACUGUGCAGCAAAGUGAAACGGUUAUCCUUUACAUAUGGACCGCUGUAGUCCUCUUUACUCACAUACACUAUGGAGUAUCAGUGGUGAAGCAGCUGAGUGAUCAUUUUAACAUAUAUGCUUUCUCACUGAAGAAGCCCAAUUCGGACUGACAAAACGAGGAGAAAAUCGGCCUGAAGGCUGCUGAGGUCUAAGCUAUCUCGGUAUGCUCUUCAGCUAGCCGACUCUCACCAAUCACCAAGGAGACACAGCUAACACCAGGAAACCAAAUUGUACUGACCAAACGCGCCUUUUUAUUCCGAGGAUGCUGCUCAAUCAACGAGAGGGUGGAGCUGCACCACAGGGCCCACUAGUCCCUGAGGCAGAGCUGCGCCAUAGGGCUCAUCGAGCCCUGAGGCAGAGCUGCACCACGGGGCCCACUGUGCCCAGGGGUGGAGCUGUGCCAUAGGACAUAUUGGGCUCAGACACACAAUUACACAAUGGGACUCAGUAGCUCAGAAAUGCAGCUGUACAACAGGACCCACUGAGCCCAGGACCUACAGUGCCUCGACUUGCAGCAGCGUAACAGGGCCUAUUCCUCGCAGAAAGAACUAUAUUGUGUUGCUCGCUCUGAGCGGAAACGGUUUGGUUGUGUGGUAUCCGUGAAGCUGGGGAUUUCGCUUGUUUCCUAAGGAAAUGUGCUUUUCAGCUGAGAUACUCGGAGCCUUGAAUGGUUAAUCUCACUUAUACACUCUCUCUCUCAGAUGAGUCACACUCACUCCCAACACACUCCAUCACAUCUAGCAAACCACAUGAUGAUGGACACACACAUAGGAUGUGAUGAAUGUCUUUAGCUUAUUCGAUUUGAAGAUUUUAAUUGCAUUUAAUUUUGGCCUCAGUUGCUUAAUUUUGGGGGGGAAAUGUCUUUUAAAUUCUUUCCAGUGUCAUUAAAGCAAAAAGAGGCAUUACUGAAUUAUGUUUCGAUAACAGACAGUAUAAGAAGACUGGGAAAACGGUCUAAUUUUCAGUUAAUAUUAAAGCUUAUUUAUAUGUAUGAGGGAACAGGGAUGUUAAUUGCUUAUUUAAAACUAUGGUGCUUUUGCUGAUCUCUACAACUAUAUAGAAUUGUAAUAAUGACAUAAGACAAAUUUAAACCACCUCAAAGAUGACUUGUUUGAAGACUUCACUCAAUUACAGUGAACGCAAGCAAGUAGUUUAUUUAUAAUAUCACACACGGCUCAAAUCACAACAUCUGACGGUUUGAACUUGAACUAUCUGGGAUAAGUUUUUGUUUUUGUUUCCUUUUUACAUUGGUGAUGGUGUGUCUGCCUGCCGAUUUUCAGUUUUUUUUCCAGUUUUCUUUUUGUUUGCUCCACUAGUAAGCUUUUAUUGAGUUUAUUUGUGCUUGAAUGAAGAGUGCGCUUCAAACCCUGACCAGGAGAGGGUGCACUUGGAGUGAGCGAGUCAAACCUCGCUCCGUUCUUUAAACACGAUAAAAGCACUAGUCUGUGUGCCACCAACAUGUCUGUUAAACCUGCAAACUACAGGUGUCAUGGCCUGCAUCAAGCUCAUUCCAGCAUUCAGUCUUCUUUUUUUCUCUCACUUUCCUUUACUUUGUCUGUCUACGUAUUUUGUUUGGUGGAAUGACGGUUUAUAUGAUGGUAAUAGGAUUUUUUUUAACUUUCACUAGGUGUCCGAAGUGUGCAUGAGCUGAAUGUAUGUGUGUAUGUAUGUAUGUAUGUAUGUAUGUAUGUAUAUGUGUAUAUAUAUAUAUAUAUAUAUAUAUAUAUGUAUAUAUAUAUAUAUAUAUAUAUAUAUAUAUAUAUAUAUAUAUAUGUAUAUAUAUAUAUGUAUAUAUAUAUGUAUAUGUAUAUGUGUGUGUGUGUGUGUGUGAAUAUGGAUGAGUGCCUGUGUGUAUGUGCUUAUGUACUGUAUGUAUAUAUCUGUGUAUGUGUUUUACACAUAUAUACACUCUCGCUCUGGAAACCUCAUGCCUCCAUACGUUCUGUUUCUAUGAGAUGAGAGCCAGUCAGCGAAACCAAGUGAUUAAUGUUUAAACAUGUACAGCCUGUCCAUGUUGCUAUAACAUUGUAUUGCUGUUGUUCAUCUUUUAUUUUUUUUAAUCUCAUAUACAGUGAGGUACAUAUUUCUUAUCCUCCAAACACCUCCCAUUUCAUAUGAAUCAAGAAAUGACAUGGAUUACUUGCAUAACCGAAUGUUAUAUCCAAAGCAAAUUCUGUAUUUGUUGUAAUGUCAAUAUCUAAAUACUGUCCAGUACACUUUUGCAAUAUAUUAUAUUAAAGAACGGUUUGAUGAAGCUCAUUCCUAAGAGCACUCCUGCAAAUUUAGAUCGGAAAGCUUUUUUUUUAUUUUUUAGACAGCAGAUGGCGCUUUUUUCUUUGCAUGUGGUAGAACUUUGACAUUCUUUGCAUAGUCUGAUGGUCAAAUUUACCUCACAAAUUGGCACAUUUUUUAAAAGUUAUUAGUGCAUGUAUCGUCAGCGGAGACUGCUGUCAGAGUGGCUGCUUGAUGCAUUAAUUUUGUUUCUUACUAUUUUCAUUUUUAAACUCUAUCCCUCUUAAAUGUGAUUGUUUUCGAGCUAUACAGGUGGCAGGAGUACUCUUAAGUGCUGUAUAACUGCAUUUGUGUGAUGCUUUCGAGAACAAGCAAUUGUAUACAUUUUCUUUUUAAUCUAAAGUGGGAUAAAAACACUCAAACCUCUGCAUAUUGUAAAACAAAAUCCAGCCAUGUUGUAACAUUAUCUUGUUGUGCUGCCCCAUUAAAUGUAAGUGUAUCCACAGUA
Molecule: messenger RNA, 3928 nt
Organism: Megalobrama amblycephala (Wuchang bream)
Lineage: Eukaryota; Metazoa; Chordata; Actinopteri; Cypriniformes; Xenocyprididae
Gene: selenoi
Product: selenoprotein I
Biological process (GO): phosphatidylethanolamine biosynthetic process
Cellular component (GO): Golgi apparatus; endoplasmic reticulum membrane
Molecular function (GO): ethanolaminephosphotransferase activity
Source: RefSeq, a predicted model, not a curated record